Molecule: messenger RNA, 2441 nt
Organism: Rhincodon typus (whale shark)
Lineage: Eukaryota; Metazoa; Chordata; Chondrichthyes; Orectolobiformes; Rhincodontidae
Product: PRP6 pre-mRNA processing factor 6 homolog (S. cerevisiae)
Exons: 15
Coding region: 20-1987 (655 amino acids)
Biological process (GO): spliceosomal tri-snRNP complex assembly; mRNA splicing, via spliceosome
Cellular component (GO): catalytic step 2 spliceosome; U4/U6 x U5 tri-snRNP complex
Molecular function (GO): protein binding
Source: RefSeq, a predicted model, not a curated record
ACAAACUCCUGGUUGCAAGAUGGCGGCGGCGGCGGCAGCGUCGGUGGCCGCUCCUGGCGCUGGUACAGCUGCUGCACCGAGUGGGGUGAGCUCGGGGGGCCCAACCCUCACCGGGACCCUUAACAAGAAAAAGAAGCCGUUCCUGGGCAUGCCUGCGCCUCUCGGUUAUGUGCCGGGUUUGGGCAGAGGUGCUACUGGUUUCACAACACGUUCUGAUAUUGGUCCUGCUCGAGAUGCCAAUGACCCAGUUGAUGACCGCCAUGCCCCCCCAGGAAAAAGAACUGUAGGUGAUCAAAUGAAAAAAAAUCAGGCAGAUGAUGACGACGAAGAUUUGAAUGACACUAACUAUGAUGAGUUUAAUGGAUAUGCUGGAAGUUUAUUCUCCAGUGGUCCAUAUGAGAAAGACGAUGAAGAAGCUGAUGCAAUCUAUGCUGCAUUGGACAAACGAAUGGAUGAAAGGAGGAAAGAUAGAAGGGAACAACGGGAAAAAGAAGAAAUUGAAAAGUACCGUAUGGAACGUCCAAAAAUCCAGCAACAAUUUUCUGAUCUGAAGAGAAAACUUUCAGAAGUUACAGAAGAAGAAUGGUUAAGUAUCCCUGAAGUUGGAGAUGCUCGUAACAAACGUCAACGAAAUCCUCGCUAUGAAAAACUGACACCUGUACCAGAUAGUUUCUUUGCCAAACAUUUACAAACUGGAGAACAACAUACAUCCGUAGAUCCCAGACAGACGCAAUUUUCUGGUUUGACCUCGCCUUACCCUGGUGGCUUGAAUACACCAUACCCAGGUGGAAUGACACCAGGCCUUAUGACACCUGGAUCAGGAGAAUUGGACAUGAGAAAAAUUGGUCAAGCCCGAAACACCUUGAUGGACAUGAGGCUGAGCCAAGUGUCCGAUUCAGUCAGUGGACAAACUGUUGUUGAUCCUAAAGGCUACCUGACCGACUUGAACUCAAUGAUUCCAACCCACGGUGGAGAUAUUAAAUUAGAUGCAUUCACAAAUUUUACCCUGAUAAAGUGGAGGAGUUUUACAUUUUAUGAAUAUAAAAUAAAAGGCAAAGGUAAUAUUUUUGAGGGACUGAAAUUACCCUUUCCUGUCUUCUUGCUACCUAACUGUUUAUUACAGUACAUCACCUCAACAGAGUUGUCAGGUCUGAGAUUGUGCCUGUCAAUCCCCUUCCGAAAGGAGUCAGUAUUCAUGAAAUCAGUGAAAUUGGAAUGGGUGUUGGGAGACAUUCCUCGAGCUCGAGAGUUGUGUGAUGAAGCACUAAAACAUUAUGAAGACUUCCCAAAACUGUGGAUGAUGAAGGGUCAAAUUGAAGACCAAGUCGAAAAUACCGAGAAAGCCCGUGAAUCUUAUAAUCAGGGGUUAAAGAAAUGUCCACAUUCCAGUCCCCUGUGGUUGCUUCUUUCCAGACUUGAAGAGAAAGCUGGUAAUCUUACAAGGGCAAGGGCUAUCUUAGAAAAGGCACGGCUGAAAAAUCCACAAAAUCCGGAAUUAUGGUUGGAAUCUGUAAGACUAGAGUACAGGGCUGGUUUGAAAAAUAUUUCAAAUACCUUAAUGGCAAAGGCUCUUCAAGAAUGUUCCAAUUCUGGUAUUCUUUGGGCUGAAGCUGUUUUCCUGGAAGCAAGACCACAAAGAAAGACCAAAAGUGUAGAUGCUCUGAAGAAAUGUGAGCACGAUCCUCAUGUCCUCCUCGCGGUAGCAAAACUGUUUUGGAGUGAACGUAAAAUAACCAAGGCGAGAGAGUGGUUCCACAGAACUGUGAAAAUUGAUCCUGAUCUUGGAGAUGCUUGGGCUCUGUUUUACAAAUUUGAGCUACAGCAUGGUACUGAGGAACAGCAUGAGGAUGUGAAAAGGCGGUGUGAAAAUGCAGAGCCAAGACAUGGAGAGUUAUGGUGUGAAGUGUCAAAAGACAUCAAGAACUGGCAAAGAAAGAUCGGAGAGAUUCUUAUGCUUGUAGCUGCUCAGAUAAAAAAUACAUUUUGAAAUUUUGUGUGAAGAUAUUGUAUCUAAAGAUUUGGCUGUUUUUUUUUCUUUUAGAAUAGCUUAAUACUUCAUUGCAGAAAUCUGUAUCUUCUCUGUCUUCCUUUCCCUAUGUAAUUUAUGCAACUUCUAAAAUUUUCUGUUGGGAAACUACUUGUUAUUGUGUACAAUACUAUUUUAAAAUAAACUGAGCGUCAUCGUAGUUUUAAGCAGUGGAUAAUAUAUUUUUUAAAAACCGAUGGUAGUUGUAGUGUAGGAGCUGUUUAUUACUGGAGGAUAGAAAUCUUAAUAAAUGGAUCCCAUGGAUACAGGAAACCUGCAUAAAUGGCCAGAGAAAAAUUACAGAUGAGAAGUUUUUGUUAUUCGAGCAAGUUGUUUAAAUUACCAAGUUAUAUCUACAAGAACUUGUAAGUCUGUUCAGUCUGAAUACUUUUUAAUAAAGUGAAAAUGGCACUGA